Lethenteron reissneri (Far Eastern brook lamprey) is the source of this 2100-nucleotide messenger RNA. RefSeq names its product oocyte zinc finger protein XlCOF6-like. NCBI's taxonomy places the organism in Eukaryota, Metazoa, Chordata, Hyperoartia, Petromyzontiformes, Petromyzontidae. The record is from RefSeq and is a predicted model, not a curated record.
AUGUUCGGGUGGCGGCUUCCGAUUCGGGCUCAGCUCUUCCUUUACUCGCCUGGUUGGUGCCGCGGGACGCAGCGUCUCAUCCGACAGGCGUUGCAGCAGCUGGGUGAUGGCAUCCGUGAGUUUGUCAACUUUCUCUUCAAGUUGAGGCCGUCUCCCUCGUGGUCUCCUCCCUCUGCGCGUGCUCCAUUCAAUUGCUCUGUGUGUGGGAAGUCCUUUUCAUGGCCAUCAGAUCUUCAGAGACACCAGAGAACACACACGGGCGAGAAGCCAUUCAUGUGCCCUGUGUGUGGGAAGACAUUUGCACGGUCAUCAACUCUUCAAGAUCAUCAGAAAACACACACGGGCGUGAAGCCAUUCUUGUGCUCUGUGUGUGGGAAGGCAUUUGCACACUCGUCAACUCUUCAAGAUCAUAAGAAAACGCACACGGGCGAGAAGCCAUUCCUGUGCCCAAUGUGUGGGAAGGCAUUUGCACAUUCACCACAUCUUCAGAGUCAUCAGAGAACACACACGGGCGAGAAGCCGUUCUUGUGCUCUGUGUGUGGGAAGACAUUUGCACACUCGUCAACUCUUCAAGAUCAUAAGAAAACGCACACGGGCGAGAAGCCAUUCCUGUGCCCAAUGUGUGGGAAGGCAUUUGCACAGUCAUCAACUCUUCAAACUCAUCAAAGAACACACACGGGGGUGAAGCCAUUCCUGUGCUCUGUGUGUGGGAAGUCCUUUUCACGGCCAUCACAUUUUAAGAGACACCAAAGAACACACACGGGCGAGAAGCCGUUCCUGUGUUCUGUGUGUGGGAAGACAUUUGCACAGUCAUCACAUCUUCAGAGUCAUCAGAGAACACACACGGGCGAGAAGCCAUUCCUGUGCUCUGUGUGUGGGGAGGCCUUUACACGGGCAUCAACUCUUCAAACUCAUCAGAAAACACAUACGGGCGAGAAGCCAUUCCUGUGCCCUGUGUGUGGUAAGACAUUUGCACAGUCGUCAACUCUUAAGAACCAUCAGAGAACACACACGGGCGAGACGCCAUUCCUGUGCCCUGUGUGUGGGAAGGCAUUUGUACGGCCAUCAACUCUUCAAAGUCACCAGAGAACACACACGGGCGAGAGGCCGUUCCUGUGUUCUGUGUGUGGGAAGGCAUUUGCACGGUCAUCACAUCUUCAGAGUCACCAGAGAACACACACGGGCGAGAAGCCAUUCCUGUGCCCUGUGUGUGGGAAGAAAUUUGCACAGUCAUCACAUCUUCAGAGUCACCAGAGAACACACACGGGCGAGAAGCCAUUCCUGUGCCCUGUGUGUGGGAAGAAAUUUGCACAGUCAUCAACUCUUCAGAGUCAUCAGAGAACACAUACGGGCGAGAAGCCAUUCCUGUGCCCUGUGUGUGGGAAGACGUUUGCACACUCGUCACAUCUUCAGAGUCAUCGGAGAACACACACGGGCGAGAAGCCAUUCCUGUGCCCUGUGUGUGGGAAGACGUUUGCACACUCGUCACAUCUUCAGCGUCACCAGAGAACACACACGGGCGAGAAGCCAUUCUUGUGCCCUGUGUGUGGGAAGGCAUUUGCACGGCCAUCAACUCUUCAAAGUCACCAGAGAACACACACGGGCGAGAGGCCGUUCCUGUGUUCUGUGUGUGGGAAGGCAUUUGCACGGUCAUCACAUCUUCAGAGUCACCAGAGAACACACACGGGCGAGAAGCCAUUCCUGUGCCCUGUGUGUGGGAAGAAAUUUGCACAGUCAUCACAUCUUCAGAGUCACCAGAGAACACACACGGGCGAGAAGCCAUUCCUGUGCCCUGUGUGUGGGAAGAAAUUUGCACAGUCAUCAACUCUUCAGAGUCAUCAGAGAACACAUACGGGCGAGAAGCCAUUCCUGUGCCCUGUGUGUGGGAAGACGUUUGCACACUCGUCACAUCUUCAGAGUCAUCGGAGAACACACACGGGCGAGAAGCCAUUCCUGUGCCCUGUGUGUGGGAAGACGUUUGCACACUCGUCACAUCUUCAGCGUCACCAGAGAACACACACGGGCGAGAAGCCAUUCUUGUGCCCUGUGUGUGGGAAGGCAUUUGCACGGUCAUCAACCAUGAACAGGCACCAGAAGGUC